Molecule: messenger RNA, 1746 nt
Organism: Paramuricea clavata
Lineage: Eukaryota; Metazoa; Cnidaria; Anthozoa; Malacalcyonacea; Plexauridae
Source: the annotation of a GenBank genome assembly
AUGAUUACGCUAAACUCUUUUUUCCACAGUAUUCGUUACGCAUUAGAUACUCUUCAUUACGAAGGAAUUUUUCUUAAGGUAAAACAGUAUAUAGCUCUGGAUUCUGUCCUGCAAGGACAUGAUACAAUUGCUGUACUACCAACUGGUUAUGGAAAAUCUAUAAUAUUCCAUUUACUUCCCUUCAUUUGUGAUCAUAUAAACAUCCGUAAAUACGCAGGAUCAUCGUCGAAUAACGCUGUGCUUGUAAUCUCACCAUUAAAUUCUCUGAUCAAUGAUCAAAUAACUAUAUUACAAAAUCGUGGAGUAGACGCUGUAGUUCUAAAUACUUCAUUAGUAGGUGAUGCAGAGUUGCGAGGAAAUACAACAGAAAACGAUGGAGAUGAAGAGCAUGUAAUCAAUAAAUCGAAAUUUGUGAUAGAUACAGCGUCACAGGAACACUUGGAGAAACGCAAGUUUAAUUUGGUUUACGCGCACCCAGAGUCAUUUAUAUCGUGUAAAGAAGGUAGACAAUUGCUCAUGAGCUCUACUUUCCAAGAAAAGAUUUCCACGAUAGUAAUUGACGAAGCACACCUUGUUGCGGAAUGGGGAAGGGAGUUUCGAAAGGAUUAUGGAAAACUUUCACAACUGACAUCACUAUUUCCAUAUUCCCCAGUUCUACUGCUUACAGCAACAGCUCCGAAUCAAACGCGAGAAGUAUUGAUUGCCAACUUAAGUUUGAAAGAUCCUCGUAUAAUUAUAGCAAAUUUGAAUAGAAAAAACAUUUAUAUCGAAAAAUCAAAACGUUUAGCGUCUUCUUUAGGAGAAGAGAGCUAUCAUUCCAUACUAUUAUCCAUCGCGAAAGAUUUAAAGCAACAACUGGUCAACUAUCCACUUACUAUAAUCUACACCCCCUUGAAAUGGUGUGGUUAUGCCUAUAAAUUAUUCUUAGACGUGAUAGGAGAAGAAAGCUUUCAUCCGAAACGUAUUGCCGAGCCUAAAAAUUGCCUAUUUGCCCAAUACCAUUCUCCACAAACGGAUGAAAGAAAACGGGAAAUACUUUCGCAGUUACAAGGUUCGGACAAAUCGAAAGUCCCAAGAGUUGUUUUUGCUACAGUUGCAAUUGGAAUGGGGGUAAAUAUCUCCGACGUGAGACAAGUUAUUCACAUUGGACCUCCUCGUACUCUUGAGGCAUAUUACCAAGAGAUCGGACGCGCAGGUAGAGACGGUGAACCAGCUCGCGCUACUUUAUAUUACAACGGACACGACAUUGCAUCAAAUAAACCCGGAAUGACUGAUGAAAUGCGUGAUUUCUGUCAUGAGGAAACCGUCUGUUUGCGUGAUAUUAUAUUGAAGCACUUGGGGUCUCCAAUGAUGACAACGUUUUCAUGUGUAAAACAUUGUUGUUGCACUAAUUGUUCUAAACAGUGCCAAUGCACCUCAUGUAAGAGCACUCAGCCGAAAAUUGCAAUGCAAGAGCAAGCAGUGCCGCAGUUGGAGGCGAGAAAAGCUCAACGACAACUUUCAAAGAGGCAACGUGACACCAUAAACUUGGUGAUGAGAGAAUAUAGGAUGAAGUUAGCACAAGUUGGAUACUGCAUUAAUGGGAUUGAUGCCAGCACUGGAGUAACCUUGGAACUCAUUGAUGCAAUUGUGGAAAAUUGUGAGUUUCUCACAUCAUCAUCAGAUCUAUUUAGUUCGUAUGAAAUAUGGGAUAUCAAACACGCAGAAGAUUUAUUUGCAAUAAUAGUUAAUAUUUGUGGGCAAUAA